CUGGCCGGCGAGAGGAGGACGGGAGCGCGUAAAGGCGCACGGAGAAGCGGCGCCGGCGGCCUACGCGAUCUAGAAAAGGAGAGGCCGGGGUUUGCUUUGGGCGAAGGUGGCGAAAAUGGCCGAAAAUGGAGACAGCGAAAACAUGUCUGACUUGGAAAGGAAGGUCUGCCAACAGAUUGAGUACUAUUUUGGCGACCACAACUUGCCACGGGACAAGUUCCUCCAGGAGAAGAUCAAGCUGGACGAUGGCUGGGUGACUUUGGAAACGUUAAUCAAAUUCAACAGGUUAAAUCGCCUCACAAAAGACUUCGAUGUAAUAGUGGGGGCGUUGAAAAAAUCAACGACUGAGCUGAUGGAAAUUAGCGAAGACAAAGCUAAAGUCCGAAGAUCUCCAAACAAACCUUUGCCGGAAGUGACGGAGCAAUAUAAGAACGCGGUUAAAAGCAGAUCUGUGUAUAUUAAAGGUUUUCCACAGGAUGCAACCCUUGAUGAUAUCAAGGAAUGGCUAGACUGUAAAGGCAAAGUUGAAAACAUUCAGAUGCGGAAAACCAUUCAGAAAACGUUCAAGGGAUCAGUAUUUGCAGUAUUUGAUAGCGUCGAAUCUGCCAAACAGUUCGUUGAAACUCCAAACCAAAAAUACAAGGACACGGAGCUUAUUGUACUUUUCAGGGAUGAUUACUUUGCGAAGAAGAACGAGGAGAAAAAACGGAACAGAUUGGAAGCGAAAGCAAAGGCCAAGCAGGAGAAAGAGGAGAAACAGAAGCAAGCGGAAGAUGCGGAAAUGAAAUCUCUGGAGGAGAAGCAAGGCUGCUUGCUGAAGUUCUUUGGAGACCUGGAAGAUCAGACUUGCCGAGAAGACCUCCAUGCCCUUUUCUCUGGCCAUGGCGAAAUUAAAUGGAUAGACUUUGUGAGAGGUGCCAAAGAGGGAAUCAUCCUGUUCAAGAGCAGCGCCAAAGAAGCGCUGGAUAAAGCCCAGGCGGCAAAUGACGGGAGCCUGCAGCUGCGAGGCAGAGAGGUGACGUGGGACGUGUUGGAAGGAGACGUGGCGAGAGAAGCGCUCAAGAAAAUCAUGGAGGGGCAGCAAGAACUGUUGAACAAAAAGAAAGGAAAAGGCCGCAAAGGUAAAGGAAAAGGUGGCAAGGGACCUCAAGGUGCGCAGGACAGGAAAGUGAAAUUCCAAGGCAAGAAAACGAAGUUUGAGAGUGAAGAUGAAGAAGAGGGGGAAGACGAAAGUGCGACAGGGGCGGCGAGUCCAAAGAAAAGACCACUGGAAGAGGCUGAGAAGGAAGAGCCUGCCCGCAAACAGCUGAAGACAGAAAAUGGAGGUGGAGAUACAGAAUAGUACUCCAAAAAAGCAUUGAGCGUUUUGCUUUAAAGAAACAAAUGAUUUCUUUUCAAUCAUUCCUCCGUUCAUCCUGUUUUCUGCAAGAGAAUCUAAUAAAAUCGACUUCGAUGUCCACCUGCAAAAAGGGAUAGAAGAAAAAGUUACAUUUCAGGUUAUUUCUUUGGGGUUUUUUUUUCGUUUUAAAAAACAUACCUUUUUAUAAUAGCUAUUUGAGUGAAAUUGAACUGUGUUCCCUUUCCUCUAUUCUCCCCUUACAACCCCCCUGCACGCCCCCCCCCAAUAUGCUCUGGGGGAUUGGGAGCAGGGACUGUGGCCUGGAUAAAAGCAUAAAUUGUUUGUUAUACAAUGCACCAGGAGUUGCCAACUCUUUUUGUAGGCCACACACACUAAUUACAGCAACCUUUUCUAUGAGCUACAACUGAAUCCUCUUUUCAAGCCUAAUUUCAGCAGUGGGGAAAGGCAGGGCAGCCGUGGGUACCAGGGAAGGCUUCUGCAGGAAAGUCUCUGCCCCUGGGCACCCCCCCCCCCCGUAACCCCUGGGCCAAAGGGGGAAAGGCUCAAGAAAACUGAGCCACCUUCAUUCAAAACUAUGUACAAAAGUUGUAUUUAGUAGAUACCAAAUAAACUUAACGUGCUUCAGUGUUGGAAUUCAAUGAAUUAUAUUGCAUUAGGUUUCAGAAGUGGAACAACAGGUGUACCACCGCCUUGAGUUUGAUGGGAAAGGUGGGCUUAAAUAAAGCAAAAUAUGUACAGUUA
Messenger RNA from Podarcis muralis (Common wall lizard), 2101 nucleotides. It is a transcript of the gene SSB, whose product is annotated as small RNA binding exonuclease protection factor La. Gene Ontology annotation, biological process: positive regulation of translation; tRNA processing. The record is from RefSeq and is a predicted model, not a curated record. Gene Ontology annotation, cellular component: cytoplasmic stress granule; nucleus; ribonucleoprotein complex. Lineage: Eukaryota; Metazoa; Chordata; Lepidosauria; Squamata; Lacertidae. Gene Ontology annotation, molecular function: mRNA binding.